GCUUACGUGGCAUGCCAACUUUACUGUAGCUGUCAAGUGAUGAAGUAGAUACGUCGAUGAACUUGUGUUUAUAGCUAAAAGAUGAUUAAUUCUUUUAAACGUGUUCACAAGGUUCAGUAUGAAAAUGAACGUGUACCGUCGGGCUGAUGUGAAUUUUUAUUGAUGUAAGACUGAAUGUUGCAAUCGAAAUAAUUUUAUUUUACUACUCCUAAACAAUGGAAGAGGCUAAACAGAAAGUAAUUAAAUCAUUAAAUGAGGAGUUUAAAGAUGUUAAAGACCUGAAAAAAUGUCAUGAGUUGAAAACGCGUUUGGAAAAUCAAAAGUCAGAAAUAGAAAAAUCACUCUCUCUUGCUAGUAGUGAAGUACCAUCAAAAGUAAGUGCUGCCAUUCGAAAUGUUGAAGAGACUAGUCAUGAAAUCAACAAGCUAUCAGCUGACUUUGACUCUUUAAGCUGUACAGUAACAAAUCAGUUGGAAAAAGUUGAAGCUGUGAAUAACAAAAUGAAGGAAUAUAUUGAGAAAAUAGAGUAUCUGGAGAGAAGUGUAGCUUAUCUUCAAUGCGUCAAAAUAAUUGAAGACUUAAGUAAUAAUUUGGAAUCAUCAUUAUCUGAAAAAGAUGACCAGAGAAGUGUCCAACUGUUCAUUUCCUUAUGUGAACUGAAUGAACAACUUGAAGGAUCAAAAUACCAGCACCUUGUGUCAUAUCUUCAUGACAUUAUUCAUUUUUGGCAUAACUUAUUGAAACAGAAGUUUUCAGCAGAAUUUGAAGAAAUUUUAAAAGCUAUUAAGUGGCCCUUUUUAAGUAGUAACUCAUUUUUGGCCACUCCUACUUCUGAAUCUUUACAAAAAUUUCAAAACCUCAUAGAGCAUCUUGUGCACAUCCAACUUCCUGACAAUUUGACGGUUCAUUCGGUUGUAACAUCAACAUUAUUAGUGGACUUCGCCCCUCUUACUUUACCCAUGAGCUUAUUGCUGCGACCUCUAAGGAAGAGAUUUCUAUUUCAUUUCCAUGGAUCAAAACAAACAAAUAGGCCUGACAAACCAGAAUGGUAUUUCACUCAGGUACUGAUUUGGAUACGUGAUCAUGAACAGUUUGUGGGGAAAUGGGUUCAACCCACUCUCAACAAAUUGGGCAUAACUCACAUCUCAGCAAAAGUUGAACUUAUUAGAGGACUUGUUCAAGUUGUGGUAGAAAAGCUUCAUGCAGAUUUGCCACAUUUGCAAUAUGAUGAUGUCCUGUUCUCUCAUACAGUGGAUGAGACACUUGGCUUUGAACGAGAACUGCGAGAAAGUUUCAAUUAUCCUUCAUCCCAACCAAGUGUCAUAGGUGUACUCACACAGGCUCAAAUUUUUGUCAAAUGGAUUCAUAUGGAAAAGAAAUAUGCAACAGAGAAAAUGGAUGCAAUGUUAAGCUCUGAAACAGCUUGGUUACCAUUGGGCACCCCAGAGCUUGAUGAAUUACGAGUGACCGAAUGCGGUGAAAGUUUCUUGAGCUUACUUCUUACUAUUACAGAACGAUAUAGCAGCCUACCUCAGCCUGGGCACAGAUUGCAAUUUCUGGAUUUGCAACUGGAGUUGCUGGAUGACUUCCGUGUGCGAAUGCUGCAGUUGCUCCACGAAGAACCUCCUGACCCUCUAAGCAGUCGUCUGCCUGCCAUCCUGAAUACUCUCAGCUACUUGGCCUCUGUGCUGCAGGAAUGGGGAGGCCUUACUCAUUUUUUGCAUUUGCAAUAUUACAAAGUUCGGUUUGAUCACUCAAGUACUCAUGUACAUGAUGGUGAGGACCACAUUUCACCAUGUCAGGAUCCUGAUCUUGAAGAAUUAGAAGGGACAGUGUUUGAUGAUAUUCUUGCGUAUUUACUCCGUACCAAGUCAGAACUUAUUGGGCAGUUAUGUGAAGCUGUAAUGAUGGAUGUUAUGGCACGUAGCCGUGAAUACCGAAAAGAUAAGUGGUUUGCAAUGGCUUCCCCAAAGGAACUCGUGAAUCCAUCUGUAACACCCACAGCAUGCCCCAUGUUCCAAGUCUUGGCUGCCAAAUUACAUCAGUUACAGGAAAUACUUAGUAUUCCUUUAUUCUUGUCAGCUUGGCAAACUUUAGCAAAGAAUAUGAGUCAGUUCAUAUAUGAAGAGGUAAUUCUUCAGAACAGUUUCAAUGAGGGAGGAGCAAUGCAACUCCAGUAUGACAUGACACGUAAUUUAUUUCCCCUUUUUGGACAAUACACUCAGAAACCCGAUACAUAUUUUGCUCCUGUGAAAGAAGCCUGUUUGCUUUUGAAUCUCCCAAAGGGCACAGCUCUUCUCUUAAGAGAGACUCUCAAACUGAGUCAGAAAGAGGAUGCUACUGAUGAUGGCCCCCAGGCAGCUGAGGUUCUGGCAGACGUGGGGGUUCACACGUUGAGCCCAGACAAAGCUAUUGACAUUCUUAACUUGCGAACAGAUUUGACAAUAAUGUAAAAUAAUACCAUAUUGGUGUGCAUAUCUUGUUAUAUUUAUGUGGCUUUCAGACUUUCAUAUCCAUUUACAUAAGUUGCAUAUCAUGAAAAUGUAAAAAUGUACAGAAAUAAAGCUGUGUCCCUGUAGGUA
Messenger RNA from Gryllus bimaculatus (two-spotted cricket), 2582 nucleotides. Lineage: Eukaryota; Metazoa; Arthropoda; Insecta; Orthoptera; Gryllidae. The record is from the annotation of a GenBank genome assembly.